AUGGCCUUAAGACCACGACAGUGUGGUUCGAUGGAAGGAAUCGCACUUCCAGGAAUCAGGGCCACAUCAGGACAACCAUUAAUCGUAGCCCUACGCAUUAGAUCCUCCAAAGUUGCUGAAAAUUCCUCAACAGCCGAUGACCGGUUUCGCCGUUGUUGGGGCUCAUCAGGUAGGCGCAGUCCCCGAAUUUUCGUCAACGCUAUGUUCUACUCGAAGCCAAAUUGCACGAAAUUAGCAAAAUGCACUCAUUCGCAAACCAAUUUGUUUUUGCAGAAGAUUCAGCUGGAACCCAACUGA
Molecule: messenger RNA, 297 nt
Organism: Opisthorchis viverrini
Lineage: Eukaryota; Metazoa; Platyhelminthes; Trematoda; Opisthorchiida; Opisthorchiidae
Exons: 2
Coding region: 1-297 (98 amino acids)
Source: RefSeq, a predicted model, not a curated record